Messenger RNA from Strigops habroptila (Kakapo), 3090 nucleotides. It is a transcript of the gene IMPG1, whose product is annotated as interphotoreceptor matrix proteoglycan 1. The transcript has 18 exons. The record is from RefSeq and is a predicted model, not a curated record. Lineage: Eukaryota; Metazoa; Chordata; Aves; Psittaciformes; Psittacidae. Gene Ontology annotation, biological process: visual perception. The coding region runs from base 1 to 3090 and encodes 1029 amino acids.
AUGCAUUUGAAAACUGGAUUAAUAUUUUUGAUCAUUUGCCUUGCUCUUCAAGUUCAGGGAAGCAGAGAAACCCCUAAUAAACUAAACCGUGGUGAAGCCAAACAUCUUGCAGAGGCCUCAGGCUCAGACAAAACAGAAAGAACAACAAAGAGGUCCAGAGUAUCAACCAUAAGGCGGAUAUUUGAUAUGGCAAAGCACCGAACAAAGAGGUCAUCCUUUUUCUCAACUGGUGUGAAAGUUUGCCCACAAGAAUCAGUGAAGCAGAUUUUAGCAAGCCACCAAGCUUACUAUAGAUUAAGAGUCUGCCAGGAAGCUGUAUGGGAAGCCUUUCGUAUUUUUCUGGACCGGAUUCCUGAUACUUCUGAAUAUCAGAACUGGGUUACUGCCUGCCAGAGGGAAACUUUCUGCAUAUUUGACAUUGGCAAAAACUUCAGCAACUCCCAAGAGCACCUGGAAAUAAUCCAACGGCGAGUAAAACAUAGAACCUUCCAGGAAAGGAAAGAUGAAAUAUCCACAGAGAAAACAGGUGGCAAAAAGCUAGAAGACAUCCCUUCCAUUCCUACAGGCGUCCCUGGCACAUCCAUGACUCCAUAUGUAACUGCACCCAAUGGCACAUUGCUCAACGAAAUUGUUAAUGACACGAAGAUUCCUGUGAAGGAGCUGGGAACAAAUACAGUCCCAGAACUGCCUGUGGAGCAAAUGGUAGAAUUCAGUGUCACUCUCACUGAUCAGGAGUACACAGCUGAACUUAAUGAUCCCAACUCCCCACAGUACCGACAACUAGCUGCCAAAUUCCAGCUGCAGAUGCAAAAAAUAUUUGAGAAACUUCCAGGAUUCAAAGAAAUCCACGUAUUAGGAUUUAAACAGAAGAAGGAGAAAGAUGGAUCAAGCAGUACUAUAGCACGUUAUGUGGUAAACUUUGAGAGAGAUGGCUCAGAAAUCAAAAGCACAGCAGGUGACAUCUCAACUAUUGGAUCUAAUAAGGUUGAAAAUGAAAAAAUUCCACUUUCUCCAAAAGAAGAGAGGGAGAUAUCAGCAGCUAAACUCACAGUAACAGACCUCCAGCAACUGGUUGCCAUAGCACUCCACGAAGACCAGUCCCUGCCAGUGGACCUCGGAACACUUCAGUUUACUGAUGAAUCUGUUGUACCAUCUAUAGAUUUUGAUAAUGAUAUCCAGGCCAUGGUCACUAUUCCUCUGGCAGGCCCUGAUUUGGAGGACUCCAGGAGUGUGGAACUCCCACUGGGCUACCCCAGCCCAGCAACAGCGGACCAAACAGGAGACAUCCUGUUCAACGAAUUUACAACUGGAAUCCCUGUGCAAAGUGGAGACAUCAGUGACCCUGAAGACUUCAAUAAUUUCGUUUCAUCUGAACCUGUGUUCCCUACCAAGCCUUCCAGAGAACCAUUUCAGGAGAAAUCUACUCCAGACACUGAAGAUAUCACUGCUGACCACCAAAGUUUCACAGUGCCUUUCAGUGCUCUGAGUAGCACUAGUAGUCCUCCAAAACCAGAGGAUUCCUAUUUGCCUCCUCCAGCAGAUGAUUCUGCUAGCAGUGACUUUAUCACCGAUGGCUAUGAGUCUCCAGUGGAGCAGGCUACCACACUGGCAGUUUAUACCACAAGUAGCUUUAUCCCACCUAGUCUCCUGCAAGAGAAAACCGAAGCUGAAGAUAUAACAGGACCACCUUUCAAGGAAGUUGACCAAGAUAGUCUGUCUGGACAAGCAGUUAAGACCAUGGAUGAACCAGAAUCAUCAGGCGAUGACAUUUUAGUGCCAGCCAGCACUUACAAAACUUUGCCUUUCUUUAUCGGUUCAAGUGAUCUCUCUACCACGCAGCCUGAAGAUGUUAUUACAGCUGUGCUACCAUCAGACCAAACAGCACUGCUGCCUUCAGCAACCAGCCCAUCCUACAGCCUCUCAGAGAUCAUCGAACAGUCCCUUGAGGUACCAGACUCCACAGUGCCCGGGACAGGAGUGCAGGAUAUUGCUGUCAAGCUAGAUCACAUAGGCGUGAUGAGCACAGCCACACUGGAUGAAGUGGAGCAUGGUAGCGGUUACAUCCCAGUGCUGACAACUGAGCCUGCAGAAGCCACCCCAGCUCCUACGCUGAAGUAUGUAACUACCAGCUCCAUGACAACCGCAGCCAAAGGCAAAGAGCUGGUGGUUUUCUUCAGCCUGAGGGUAACCAACAUGCACUUUUCUGAUGACCUCUUCAAUAGGAGCUCGACAGAAUACAAAGCGCUAGAACAACAGUUCAUGCAAUUGCUACUUCCAUACCUUCAGUCCAACCUCACAGGUUUUAAGCAAUUGGAAAUACUUAACUUCAGGAAUGGAAGUGUCAUUGUGAAUAGUAAAAUGAAAUUUGCCAGGACAGUGCCAUACAAUAUCACAGAAGCAGUACACUGCGUUUUGGAAGAUUUCUGCGAUGCUGCAGCCCAGCGCCUCAAUUUGGAGAUUGACAGCUAUUCCCUGGAUAUUGAGCCAGCUGAUCAGGCAGACCCAUGCAAAUUCAUGGCAUGUGACAAGUUUUCCGAAUGCACAAUGAACGAGUGGACAAAAGAGGCCGACUGCCUCUGUAAACCUGGUUAUGCAAGCCAAGACGGAUUACCCUGCCGGAGCCUUUGUGAGCUGGAACCGCAUCUUUGCAUCAAUGGGGGGAAAUGUGAGUUAGUUCCAGGAAGAGGAGCUGUCUGCAGAUGCCCUGUACAUAGACACGAGCUUUACCAAGGACAGCGCUGUGCAAAAUUUGCUCCAGAACCCACACAACCCUUCAUUUUUAAACCUCUCCUUCUUGGCUUACUAAGCCUCAUUUUUCUUUUCAUCAUUUUCAUUAUUAAGUUAAGAAGAAAAAGCAAAAGAAACUCUAAUUUGCAAAGUCCUACUCUCAACAGCUGCAGUUCAGAAAAUGCUGUAAGGAUUAAUCCUGCUUUUGAGCACGAUGAACCCAUAACUAGCUUUUGUCACACGGCUUGCAGCGUAAGUGCUUGUCUCAGUUCCUCAGAGAUCAUUGAUCACGAAGCAUUACAUGAACUCGAACACACAAUUCAGCCUGAAGGUCACCAGACGAGUUUACAAAGCCAGGACUGA